Messenger RNA from Dalotia coriaria, 1714 nucleotides. RefSeq names its product tryptophan 5-hydroxylase 1-like. Gene Ontology annotation, cellular component: neuron projection. The record is from RefSeq and is a predicted model, not a curated record. Gene Ontology annotation, biological process: aromatic amino acid metabolic process; serotonin biosynthetic process. Gene Ontology annotation, molecular function: tryptophan 5-monooxygenase activity; iron ion binding. NCBI's taxonomy places the organism in Eukaryota, Metazoa, Arthropoda, Insecta, Coleoptera, Staphylinidae. The transcript has 7 exons. Bases 1 to 1635 code for a protein of 544 amino acids.
AUGAGUUCCGGUAAACCCUUGCUGGGUUUGUGGCUGUACCGCAGCGAAGAGGAUUGGAGUUACAAAGAGGACGUGCCCAUGCCAGCGGUCAGCACAAAGGUAAUCACUGAUUGCGCAAAGAAACUCAUUUCUCACUACAACGCUCACGCUUUGACUUUGACCACGGCACGCACCAUGAAGGCGGCUCCCAAACCUGCUGAUCCUAAGGCUCCACCCAAAUUGGAAAAGAUCUCCGUUAUAUUUACACUGAAGAACAAAGUUGGCGGAUUGGUACGGGCACUUCAGUGCUUUCAAGAUUUGGGAAUCAACGUAGCACACAUUGAAUCCAGACCAUCCAUCACCGAAGACAAUCAAGUUGAUUUCCUCGUAGAUGUAGAAUGCGAAGCAAAAAAAGUGGAACAACUCGGGAGACUACUACGUCGGGAAGUGGUCACUAUGGUCAUCGGGACCUAUGGAGAUGGAGAAAACGAUAAAAGUUUUCCACCACCUACACCAUUAUCGGCAGCUGCUAGUUUUGAUUUUGAUGAAAUGCCGUGGUUUCCCAAGAAGAUCUCUGACCUUGAUCAAGCACAGAAUGUCCUAAUGUACGGCAGCGAGCUGGACGCAGAUCAUCCCGGCUUCAAGGACCCAGUCUAUCGGAAGAGACGCGAACACUUUGCUCGCAUCGCACACAACUACAAACAGGGCCAGCCGAUUCCACGCGUGCAAUAUACCGAGAUGGAAACUAAAACCUGGGGUAUUGUCCUGAAUGAAUUGUACAAACUGUACCAGAAACACGCGUGUAAAGAAUUUUUGGAAAACUGGCCACAGUUGGUUAAGUAUUGCGGGUAUCGCGAGGAUAAUAUUCCGCAACUGCAAGAUGUUAACGCGUUUCUUAAAAGAAAGACCGGUUUUCAAAUACGACCGGUUGCAGGAUAUUUAAGUCCGAGGGACUUUUUGUCUGGGCUCGCAUUCAGGUUGUUUCACUGCACCCAGUAUAUUAGACAUUCGUCGGAUCCAUUCUACACUCCUGAACCUGAUUGUUGUCAUGAGUUACUUGGUCACAUGCCCCUACUGGCAAAUCCUAGUUUUGCACAGUUUUCUCAAGAAUUGGGCCUCGCGUCUUUAGGAGCUUCUGACGCAGAUGUAGAAAAACUGGCCACGUUGUAUUUCUUUACGGUGGAGUUUGGUUUGUGUAAACAAGAUGGCGAACUACGUGUAUAUGGCGCUGGGUUAUUAAGUUCUGUUGCGGAACUACAACACGCGUUAGAAACGCCAGAGAAAAUCAAACGCUUCGAUCCAGAAGUGACAUGCCGAGAAGAGUGCAUUAUCACCGCGUAUCAAAACGCCUACUAUUAUACAGACACAUUUGACGAAGCCAAAGAAAAAAUGAGGACCUUCGCUGGAACGAUCCAACGUCCAUUUGGCAUUCGUUACAACCCAUACACGCAAAGCGUAGAAGUCCUAAGCAACGCCCAAAAAAUAACAGCUUUGGUUUCUGAGCUACGUGGAGAUUUGUGUAUCGUAAACGAUGCAUUAAAGAAAAUCUCCGCACGAGACUCAACACUGGACGUUGAUAAAAUAGCCAACUUGUUACAAGUAGGCCUCAAUACUACAGAUGGCGCUGAAAUGACAAAACCCGACGAGCUAUGCUAAUCUACCUAACCUCAUAACAUAACCUUCGAUGUGUAUUUCCCUGUAGUUGUUCCAAAAUAUUAGAAGUGUGUAAAAAGUA